Messenger RNA from Protopolystoma xenopodis, 729 nucleotides. The record is from the annotation of a GenBank genome assembly. Lineage: Eukaryota; Metazoa; Platyhelminthes; Monogenea; Polystomatidea; Polystomatidae.
AUAAAAGCUUUGUCUAUUUCACAUGGAGUAGGCGCUAGUGGGGAUGCAGCCACAAAGAGUGAGGAUACACGUGUUCCACCCAGAGGGAGGGGGAGUACUAUGCGCAGGAACCCUGAUAUUGUACCUAGGCCUAUCACUCCUAGGCCGGCCACACCCAAGCCUGCCAUGCCUAGGCCUGCAACUCCAAAGCCAACCACUGCACCAAAGGAUGAGGCUUCAUCCACAGUGGUUCCUUCAGAGCUUCCAAAAUCUCAGCAGCCUGUUGCCUGCUUGUCAACUCCCUUGCUUUCUCCAGAGGCACAAGGUUUCUGGGUCGCUCAGGGAAGGGCCGACCCCAAGAAGGCACGCACAGUUUCAAGGGUGCAACGUAUUAUCAAUGCCCGUGUUCGUGACCGUUGGGGAUAUCCAAUGCCCUAUGCACCUGAGUGGGUUUAUGACGAAGUAGAGAAGAAUUUGGAAGAAUGGCUUUAUGGAGAACUUUUAAAGAAAACAGAUGUGGGACCCAAGGGAUUGUUUCAAAGCGAUCCACAGAAGCGGCAGCGUGACAUGGUCUUCCUCUGUGACACCCUCAGCGAAUGGUGGUAUGGGCGUACCAUCUUAAAGCACCAUGUUAAAAGUUGUGGGAAGUUUCAAGAGGACCGCUUCUUCAGCUUGUCAACCACUCUGCCUAAUGGAGGGAAGUACCCAUUGUUACCAGGUAUUCCUCAGGAGAGGAUACCAGAAGAGUGA